UCAUUAGACCACCAAGAAGACAAAAACCUAUCGAUCAUGAAGAUCAGCCUUAGCAUAGUCAUCAUACUUUUAUCAUACACGGCGGCUACGGUGGCCGGACAACAAUGCGGCCGUCAAGCCGGUGGUCGUACUUGUCCCGGAAACAUCUGCUGCAGCCAGUACGGCUACUGCGGCACCACGCCGGAGUACUGUUCUCCGGCCAACAACUGCCAGAGCAACUGCGGGGGUAGCGCACCAAGCGGUUCAGGUGAGAGCGCGAAGAACGUACGCGCCACCUACCAUAUUUACAAUCCGGCGCAGAACAAUUGGGAUCUGAGAGCCGUCAGUGCUUAUUGCUCCACGUGGGAUGCUGAUAAAUCUUACGCGUGGCGGAGCAAGUACGGCUGGACUGCCUUCUGCGGACCGGCUGGACCUCGUGGUCAAGCUUCUUGCGGCAAGUGCUUGAGGGUGAGGAACACAAGAACAAAUGCUGCAGUAACGGUGAGAAUAGUGGACCAAUGUAGCAAUGGAGGAUUAGAUUUGGAUGUUGCGAUGUUCAAUCAAAUAGACACCGAUCGUAAUGGCUAUCAGCAAGGUCAUCUCAUUGUUGACUACCAGUUUGUUAACUGCGGCGAUUAAUGAACUCAUCCGGCAGCCUGAUUCUAAAAACAUACAGUGUUUCGGGCACUGAUUGCAUUUCAUAUUAUGUAAUGAUUUCGUGAUUAUAUCGGUCUACACAUACAAUAAACUAAUAAAGACUUCUGUAUCAAGGAUAUAUGUUAUUCGCAUCAAUAAUUACGGAUUAUUCGGAUAUUGUUAUUAUAUAAAGAUCGGUACUUCUUUGGUA
Molecule: messenger RNA, 826 nt
Organism: Capsella rubella
Lineage: Eukaryota; Viridiplantae; Streptophyta; Magnoliopsida; Brassicales; Brassicaceae
Product: hevein-like preproprotein
Exons: 2
Coding region: 37-618 (193 amino acids)
Biological process (GO): defense response to bacterium; defense response to fungus
Molecular function (GO): chitin binding; RNA nuclease activity
Source: RefSeq, a predicted model, not a curated record